CGUUAUUUAAAUUAAUAAUCCUUUAAAAUGCUUAUCAUUCCGUUGUUGGUAGUUUACAAUCACUGAUAUACGAUGAUUUGGAAGAAUUUGUUUAUUUUUGCGAUAUAUAUACUGAUCUCAAACAACUUGUGCUUAGCUGCCAUCCAAUCAACUUCGGAAGACCGACAACCAAACGCCAACUUCUUGGAAGUUCUAAUUAGAAAAUGUUUUACGGUCCAAGACGAAAAUGCAGAUAUUACUUACAAUCCAAACAAUAUAGUAGAAGACCUAAAUCAACAAGCAGGUGUUCCGCUAUUCAAUCCAUCGAAUAACGGCUUGAAAAUCAACUCAAAAGUAUUUUCAAAUCUUCUAAUCAACUGCCUGAAAUCCAACGUAGACAAAGUAACGAGUAACAAGAACGUUCAAGAACAUUUUUCGAAAAUUAUAACGAAUAGAGAAGACGAACUCUCAACCGUUUUAAACGUGUUGUUAUACGGUAGAGAAAUUUCCCUACAAGAUAUAGAACAUUUAUUAAAUGCAAGAAAUAGAAAUCGCUCUAAAAGAGACGCGCAAAAUCCUUUAAACAUAAUCCAAGAUCUGUUAUUAAACCUGGUCAUCGAACCCAUAAAAUCGAACUUAAAUAGGGUCCUCGAUAGCGUUAGAACCGCAUUAGAAUCGUUAAUAGUACUACCAGAAAACAUUCAUAACCCUAUACAGGGUAUUAUCGUCCAAAGCACUAAUUCAGCUAUAAACACUGCAAUCAAUCUGAUUUCUAAUAUUCAAACCCAAUUGAAUGCACUUUUAGAUAGCACUAAAAGUGCCUCGAAUUCUGCAACGCAACCGAAUGCCUUAGAGAGAUCCAAAACCAGAGAGCUGGCAUUUCCUUUCGAUAUGAUAUCGAACAUGCUUGAAACGACGAUAGUGGGACCAAUACGGACUACCAUAAACAAGAUUUUGGUGACCUUAAAUACUACUAUUUACUCUUUUUAUACCACCGCCAGUAACGAUAACCCAGUACAGGGUGUUUUGAAUAACGUCAUCAAUGAAUCCGUCACGAGUAUCGUCCAAGUUAUAAAUUCUAUUUACGCACAAGUCAAUACCAUAUUGAAUGGUAUCAGCGGAGCCAAUUUUAGUACAACAACGUAAUAAUUAUCGAAUUUUAUAUUUAUUGUAAAUUAUUUUGUUGAAUAAAAAUGUUAAAUCAA
Messenger RNA from Psylliodes chrysocephalus, 1184 nucleotides. Lineage: Eukaryota; Metazoa; Arthropoda; Insecta; Coleoptera; Chrysomelidae. The record is from the annotation of a GenBank genome assembly.